ACCUGAAUAGGACGUUCAAAUUAUGUCUAACUCUUAUCUUUAGUCUUAAGACCUAACUUUUUAAACCCUGGCUCGUCUUUUUGGUCUAACUAUCGUUACAUGUUGGAAUGAACGAACCAAUUUGUGCCGUUUUAAUUUUUUUCGUUAGAGUCGUGUUUGGUGACCCUUGCAAUACAUUCGCAUUGCUAGACGACAGUCGACGAAGUGUUGACUACGUUAUAGCAGACCCUGUGAAUGAUGUGCCACUAUGUGACCGGUCAAUAAAUCAAACAUGGUACAAAUUUGGAAAUCAAGGUAAAUCCAUGCCCACCAGUUGUGUACGCACGAACCACUGUGGUACGCACAUACCUCUAUGGAUGGCAGGAACAAAUCCGUCCCAGGCGGAUGGAAUAGUCGUUAGAAGGGUUUGUGGAACAAAGUAUGAUAACAGUGACUGUUGUAGUUUUAGUGGUACAAUUAGAGUCAAGAAUUGCGGGUCAUUUUUGGUGUACGAGUUGAAACCAGCCACUGGAUGCUCCACCGCUUACUGUGCAGGUACAGGAAAGUCAUGUCCUCCUGGCCAAUGGUCUCCUACUGGUCAUCAACCCGGGUGUAGAGCUAUGAGUCCUUCGAUGUCACAAUCGCCAACACUUUCCAAUCCUAUUGUCACAUCUUCAACGUUCAAGUUCAACUGUCAUAUCAAUUAUGAUCCCUCAAAAUCUGAUGUUGGAUUUCAAGUCAAAUGGAUGUUUGAUAACCAAACGGACCCUGCCACGCCUGUUACGACAGUACGCGGUUCAGAUCGAGAUGCCGAGCUAGAUCAAAAGUAUUUACAGAACCAUCUCGGAAAAACGCUUAGCUGUGUCGUCAAACCCUUCUAUCUGAACAGUCCGUUCACAAUGGGACCAUCUCAGACGAGCAACGGAUAUUGGUGUGGAAUAAAAUAUUCGAAUGCUAGUUUGACAGUUGGUGAAAAUGAGCCAGCGAAGAAGAUCAAAAUAAUAUCAACUAUACCAAUUGUAUGUCCGCCUGCAGCACAGCUGUUUUGCAAGCUCGACAUCUACUUAGAAAAUAAAGACGGUGACGCACGUUUCACACAAUGCACGCAAACACUAAAGCCUUCGGACUGGAAUUCAAGGACACACGAAGCUGUCACAGAGUUUGAAGUUUUGGCUGAACGGGAUUCAAAAAACGAUAGAGACAAAACAUUAGCAGUUCACUUUGCAACUAUUCAGUCUUUAGAUGCACCAGAAGUUUUUAAAAAUUACACUCUGCCUUACCUUCCCGUUCACACUAUUGACAAAGACACAGCCACUUGCCUAUGCACAAAUGACCCUUGGUGUACUACAUUUGAUGCCCCACACCGACGGACUGGCGUUCGGCACUACACUGUUCAAGAGAUUGGAGAAUUUACCAUGUAUGAAAGUACCGCUAAAAACCGUCUCUUCAAGACAGAAGUCCGAACUGGUACAUGUGGUUUGGACACAGGAUCAUGUAUUUGUGCUGUUGCAGCUCAGGAAGGAAACGACGUCAUCGUUAUAGAUAUGUGCCACACACAUUACGGACACGUUUAUCCUCAAGUCACUAUUCCGAAUAGCAAAAAUCAGGGAAUGGUGGUUAACAGGGAUACAUCUGGGGAUAAUUAUUUGGUUGAUUUUCCAUCGGGAGCUCAAGUUCAUGUUGAAGUUUACAAUCGUCAGUCACUAACUGUGACGGUGAUUGCACCAGAAAGUGAUUUUGGUGCAACAGCUGGGUUGUGUGGUACUUUUGACAACAACUUAAAUAACGAUCUGCAGCAUAAAUCAGGUCAUAUAGAAACCUUUAAUCAUAUGCCGCAUGCUUUUAUUGAGUCAUGGAGGAUUCCGAUCGGGUCGUCAAUAUUUGACAAUAUAUGCAAUCUCCCCAUCGAUCCAAAAUAUAACAAAGACAUUUAUUACUGCGACUGCACCAACAACACUAAGCACCAGGUUGACUGUCACUUAACCAAAGGUGCGCAACCAGCUGUAAAGGCUCGUUGUCCAACAUGUUCAACUACAAUGACGUCCACACAUUGUAAUGCGCAAGGAGGCAUAGGAAAACGAGCAGCGAAUCCCUUAGCAGAUAACUCGCCUGUAUAUUAUACCUUUGAUUACGGUCUUGGUCAUCAAGCCAAAGAAAAGUUUUUCCCUACACCUAGCGGUAUUUCACGUCAAGAUGCAGAGACUGCUUGCAAACUGGCAUUCGGCCAAAGUUCUCCAAUCCAAAGGUGUAAGACAUACGCCGGGGUCAAAUCGGAUGAUUACAUUGACAUGUGUAUAGAAGACUUAAAAUACUCUGAUGACAAAUCGUUUAUCGGGAUGGCUGUGAAUGCAGCAGUGACAUCAUGUCGCUAUGAAAUACUGAAGAACGUUUCUACUUACGAUAAUAAUGGUCAACCACCUGCCUUCAUUACCACUGACAUUUGCCCAAAAGAUUGCUCUGGACACGGAAAGUGCCAGCGUGGGACAUGCAUUUGUGAUUUUGGUUACUAUGGCGGCGACUGUAACAUUGAUACACGCGUUCCGCCACAAUUAUACUUCUAUGCUAGCGCUGUUGCUGAUGACUCUGUUUUGUGUGACGUCACUAUGAACCAGUGUAAAGUGGCAUUUGUGGCAGGAAAUAACUUGUUCAACAAUUCACGUUUAUCAUGCAAAAUUAGAGAAUUGGAGUUUGAUGGUUCGUCAUUUGUAUCAACAGGCCAACAUUACACAACAGGGGUUGUGUAUAACACUAGAGGCAGUGUGGGAUGUAAACUACCAGUACAAACCUCAGGUCAGUCUGUUGUUGGUUACAAUAUUUCAAUUUCUAAUGAUGGACGACUCUAUAGUAACGAGUUGAACGUCAUAAAGAUUGACUCCACAUGCAUGGAUUGUGACGACAUGGGUGCGUCUUGUCAAAUUAUGGAUCACACUUGUAUGAUUAAUGGCAAGUGCUAUCUGGCAGGGGAAUCUGAUACUGUUGACCAGAACCACAAAUGCGACCCAUCUAAAAGCAAAAUGACUUGGACAAAUGCAAACGGCGACUUGCACAUUGUACAAAAACCAGAUACAUUACCAACUGCACCUCUUGGAGGUACUCGACUGAAACGGUUCGACAUUUGGACAACAACUCAGACCGGGUGUAAAUGUGGCCAUGAUGCAACACAAACCAACUGUGCAUGUUGUGAUGCUGGUGGAUGUCAAUGCCCGGCUCCAAACCAAAACCAGUGUGCUGUAUGUGGUAAUAUGACAACCUGUGGAACUCCUCAGCCUGCACCGGAAAUGGGUCUGGAUGGUUACACAAUAGCUCUAGCAGACUGCACUUGUCUAUUUGAUAACACACGAUACAACUGUGCGUGUUGUAUGAAUCGUCAAAGCUGUCAAUGUGGAUUGGAGCACAGAAACCAGUGUGUCGAUUGCAAGCACAUGGAUCAAUGCGGAAAGAAACCAUGGAUCUUUGGACCAGCCAUGCCAUUACAUGAUUAGACGCUUCUAGAUAUUUUCUUUCUAUUUCAACUUCAGUAUUGUUGCCUUUUUAAUUAUUAAAUAUAAUAUUGAA
This is a messenger RNA of Ruditapes philippinarum (Manila clam), 3534 nucleotides long. RefSeq names its product von Willebrand factor D and EGF domain-containing protein-like. The coding region runs from base 108 to 3461 and encodes 1117 amino acids. The transcript has 24 exons. Lineage: Eukaryota; Metazoa; Mollusca; Bivalvia; Venerida; Veneridae. The record is from RefSeq and is a predicted model, not a curated record.